AUGAGGCCUUCGCUUGUGAGACUUGUGCGGCCACGCCGGCCUGAGAGAAAAGCUGAGCCGCUUUUACCGCCCCUCCGGCUCUACCGCUCCAUUUUGAGAGCGCACCGCUCCAAACUACCAGCGGAACUCCGGUUUUUGGGCGAUGAAUACGUCAAGGCAGAAUUCAAGGCGCACAAAUCAACGGACAACCCGCUUCACAUAGUUGGUUUUUUAACACAGUGGCAAGACUACUUGCGGAGUCUUGACGGCGGCAACUGGAAGGAAGGAAAGUUACAACAGCUGGAUUUGGACAAGAUGUCUCCGGAGCAAAUUGGCCAGCUCUACGAGUUGAUGCUCGAAACCAAGCGUUUGGGCGAGCAGUAG
This is a messenger RNA of Clavispora lusitaniae ATCC 42720, 363 nucleotides long. RefSeq lists its product as uncharacterized. Gene Ontology annotation, biological process: mitochondrial respiratory chain complex II assembly; succinate metabolic process. The record is from RefSeq and is a predicted model, not a curated record. Gene Ontology annotation, cellular component: mitochondrial intermembrane space; mitochondrion. NCBI's taxonomy places the organism in Eukaryota, Fungi, Ascomycota, Pichiomycetes, Serinales, Metschnikowiaceae.